Messenger RNA from Pisolithus orientalis, 934 nucleotides. RefSeq lists its product as uncharacterized. The record is from RefSeq and is a predicted model, not a curated record. The transcript has 3 exons. The coding region runs from base 38 to 934 and encodes 298 amino acids. Lineage: Eukaryota; Fungi; Basidiomycota; Agaricomycetes; Boletales; Pisolithaceae.
CUAGUAUAUUAGUUGCCCUUAGGUAGAGCGUCUCAUCAUGGACACGAGUUCGAACUCGCUGACAAAUAUCGCAGUGCUGGUGGAUUUGCAUUCCCGAUUUGUGCUUAUCCAGACUGGCACCAGCAGCAGUGCAGCACACUCGGAAGUCCACUCCAAAUACGAUAUUAUUACCCACGUAAUUGUUCAACAUCCAUUAACUCCAUAUUCUGGUGAGCGCCUUCUGUUUGCAGACGGGACUCAGUCUGUUACUCUUGUCGUAACUGCGAGCGUCGGAGCGGGCGGUCCUCGACACCGAACGUCGAAUGACGUCCAACGCACGAAGCCCUCGAAUACUUCCGUUACACACACCUUCGCACUCGUUUCACACACGUUCGUUACUAUGCGUUUGUCGUCCGUCUUCUCCGUGUUCGCAACGGUCGCACUUGUCGCGGCUUCUACCCUUCCUGCAGGUGCCCCUAGCACGGGCGCUGUUAAUGGAGGUCUCCCCGGAGUCCCAUCGUCUGGGACUCUCGGUGGAGGGUCCCCCAACAGCUCCUCUAAUGGUGAAGUAAAAGUUUUAAAGGCCGAUUCCGAGUCUGCACCGCCUAGUAGUGCCACUGACGGAAGUCCAGGUGCUACGUCGAGCGGAACAACUACUCCCCCAUCAAACAAGAAUGAUCUUCCCGUCCAACUACCUGUUCCCCGCGCUGAGGCUCUUGUAGAGCGUCUUGAACCUGUCAGUCCUUCAACUCUCAAGAAUGAUUCUGGCGCUGGCAAAGAUGCGAGCGGUGGUAAUGGUUCCACCUCGCCCGCCAGGUUCACAAAGAAGAAGCGUUUGGGACCUGUUGGCGUUUCUAAUGUCAAAAGCGCUUUUGGUGUCGGCAAGAGCUCAAGCGAUGGUAGUGGCUCUUCCAAGCCCAUGAAAGAGAAGAGCGGCGCGCCAUCGUCUGCGUAG